Pisolithus orientalis is the source of this 864-nucleotide messenger RNA. RefSeq names its product HotDog domain-containing protein. The record is from RefSeq and is a predicted model, not a curated record. The coding region runs from base 1 to 864 and encodes 287 amino acids. Lineage: Eukaryota; Fungi; Basidiomycota; Agaricomycetes; Boletales; Pisolithaceae. The transcript has 5 exons.
AUGUCUUCCGGCCUGCUGAGACGCCUAUUCCGGCAUCGAAAUAAUAUUGGCGCAAGGUCGAGUAGGCUCUUUUCAUCGCACACGAAUGCGAUCGUACAGCCCAAGCGCAACUACCUGCGCACCCUCGCACUCGUGUCGUUUGUUGGUAUAGGAUCCUAUACAGCUGGCGCUGUUGCACCUCAUCCAAUCUUUGCCUUCAUCGCACCCCGACCUGCACCCGGACCACCUUCCGAUCUAGAUUCUCCGGAAUCACUUGCAUAUGCUACCUCCAUGGAAGAAGCCCUUCAAUCCUUGCCGCUGCUUGACACCCUCCGUUCACAACCCGAUGCUGACGAGUGGUACGAAGCCCGUCCCUAUAGACAUUUUCCAGAAGAAAGGCGCGUCAAUAAUCUCACCGCUGGAGCUCUAAGAGGGCCUGGAAAGCUCUCAAUCAAACCCCUGGUGCGAUCAAAGCGGGACGAGAGUGAAGCAAUCGUAUUCGUGCAUGUUGGCCGAGGACUUUGCGGUCACGAUGGAAUCGUUCACUGGGGGAGCUUGGCACGGACCGCAAUAAACAAUCUACCCGAUAAAAUUGGUGUCACAGCGAACCUUUCAAUAAAUUACCGUGCCCCUACAUUUGCUGAUCAGUUUAUUAUCAUCAAAGUACGUCUGUUAGAGAAGAGAGGGCGCAAAGUCCAAGUAAGCGGUCAGGUCGAGGACCUUAGGGGUAACGUGCUAGUUGAGGCAAAUGGUACAUUUGUUCAGCCCAAGUACGCGAGCAUGCUGAGCAACUCUGUCGUGAAGCAAGCUAUGGGGGAACCGGAGAAUGGAAGGUCACCAGUUCUACUUUCCGAUGGUGUCCCACCUCCUGCUAGAAAGUCGUAG